Molecule: messenger RNA, 948 nt
Organism: Chaetura pelagica (chimney swift)
Lineage: Eukaryota; Metazoa; Chordata; Aves; Apodiformes; Apodidae
Product: sulfotransferase 6B1-like
Exons: 7
Coding region: 1-948 (315 amino acids)
Biological process (GO): sulfation
Cellular component (GO): cytoplasm
Molecular function (GO): sulfotransferase activity
Source: RefSeq, a predicted model, not a curated record
AUGAGCAGAAAUAGGGAAAGAUUCAUUGAAAUACUGGAAAAUUCUUUUUCACAGAAUGAAAAGAUUCCCCCAGAAAACAAGCUGUUUUCCUACAGAGGUAUUUUAUACCCUGCUCUACUUAGCAGCCCAGAAACUUUUGAAGCUAUGAAAUCCUUUGAAGCCAGGAGUGAUGAUGUGAUUCUAGCAGGCUAUCCUAAAACAGGAACAAACUGGCUUGGCCAAGUGGUGAGGGAGUUGGAAUCAACAGAUGCCAAAUAUACAGAAGAAGAAAUGAAAGAAAGAAUAAAUGCUGAGAAGAAGCUAGAGAUAUUUCCACGUCUGGAAUUUGGAGAUCCUGGGAUAUAUGAGAGGUUGAAGAAACUGCCUUCCCGGAGAAUUAUAUUAACCCAUCUGCCACCUCAUCUCCUGCCCAAAUCCAUUUUCCAAAGCAAGGCUAAGAUCCUUGUGAUAAUUCGGAACCCAAAAGACACAGCUGUCUCCUAUUACCAUUUCUACAACAACAUGCCACUGCUGGUGUCCUUCACCUCUUGGGAUGAAUACUUUGCAGCUUUCAUGAGUGGGAAAUUAACCUGGGGAUCCUACAUUGACCACUUAGUGGAAUGGAACACUUACAUUGACCAUGAGAAUAUCAUGAUGAUAAGCUACGAGGAACUCAAAGAGGACCAGGUACUAGGAAUGAAAAAAAUUGCUGCCUUCUUUGGAUUCUCCCUGUGUGAGGAAGAUUUUUCCACAAUUGCCAAGAAGACAAGUUUCCAAGCGAUGAAAGAGAAAUCCAAGGAAACCCAUGGAAAGUUUGGGGACAUCCUCUUCCGGAAGGGGGUUGUUGGGAACUGGAAAGAUCUCUUCUCUAAAGCUCAGAAUGAAGAAAUGGACCAAAAAUUUGAAGAAUGCCUAGGAGGAACAAAACUGGCAGCAAAGAUGAAAUAUGAUGUCUACUGCAAGGCCUGA